UGUUCUUCCAUGGCAAGUUCAUUUGGAAGUCCAGAAUAUCAAUACAAUCCUAACAAUCCACCUUGGCGUAAAUUACUUUGGGUGAAACAAAACUAUCCUGAUAAUUAUGUUGAUGAUACCUUCCUUGAUGAAUUACAAAAGAAUGUAAAUGUACGCGAAUAUGACUAUUGGACCAUGGUGUAUCAAUCAGGUAUUAUUACUCAACAUAUUAGUAGCAUUGUAAUCUUUAUUGCCAUCUUUAUCAAUCUUCAAUUAUCAGCGUUAUCUGGUCGACAACUCAUAUGGAUUGGUUCAUCCUUCACUGGUUUGGGAUAUCUAUUUUGGAAUAUGAUUGUCAAAAAUCAUGCUUUUAAAAGAAAACAUGUUCUCAAAAGCGCUGUUUUCUUCUUCUCCACUCUACUUGGAUUAUCACCUAUUUUGAAAACAUUGACUAGUCAAACAAGUCAUGAUACUAUUUGGGCAAUGACCGUGUAUUGUUUUUUAGCAAACGUUCUAUCUCAUGAUUAUGCUGCUGAAAGUCGGACAAGAGUCAAGAUUCCAGGAUCAUUAUCUACAAAUGCUGCCAUUUUUGCCUCUGUACUUUUAGCCUCCCGUUUGGAUACAAAUCUUGAUGUAUUUGGCUUACUAUCAUUUGCUGUGGAAUGGUUUGCUCUUUUUCCUAUCUUUCGACGAUACUUACAGGAUCUGAAUCCUAAACUCUCCAUAGCUCUGACCAUUCUUAUGCAAUUUUUAUGCGUAAUUUUAUUCAUUCAAAUAUCCAAAGCUGUGGUGAUACUUUAUCUUUUAGGUUUUUGUUUCCUGACUUUUGUUUGUCCUUAUUGGUUGAUUUUUAUCCAAAAAUACAAAAACGAGAUCCAUGGACCUUGGGAUGAAGCAAGACCAAGGUUACAGCAACGUAGACGUAAUCUUUAUAGAAAGUAUCCCAAUUAAAUUAGAAUACUUCCUUUUUAUAUAUAUAUGAUACAGUAUCCUUGUACAUAAUCUUCCCUUAUCACAUUAUACCAUUCUAAUAAAAACAAAUAAAAGUAUAUAUGUAUAUUCACUUUGAACAA
Molecule: messenger RNA, 1052 nt
Organism: Halteromyces radiatus
Lineage: Eukaryota; Fungi; Mucoromycota; Mucoromycetes; Mucorales; Cunninghamellaceae
Product: phosphatidylinositol N-acetylglucosaminyltransferase subunit C
Exons: 6
Coding region: 10-930 (306 amino acids)
Biological process (GO): GPI anchor biosynthetic process
Cellular component (GO): membrane; glycosylphosphatidylinositol-N-acetylglucosaminyltransferase (GPI-GnT) complex
Source: RefSeq, a predicted model, not a curated record